AAUUUCGCUCACCUGAAAGAAAAACUGAAAAAAACCCUCUGCUCUCUCUUUCCGAUCGAUCAGAUGCUUUCUUGAGAGAGAGAGGGAGAGAGAGAGAGAUUUCCGUCUCUGUAGCAGAAAUGGCGCAGAAGCAGCUGCAGAAGCAGCUGCAAAAGCAGCUGAGAGAGCUCGGAUCGAAGCUCGAAAACCCUCCGACUUCCAAAGACGCUCUAAUCAAGCUCUUGAAGCAAGCUGCAACUUGUCUUUCUGAGCUGGACCAAUCGCCAUCACUAUUAAUGAUGGAGUCAAUGCAGCCAUGUCUUAACUCAAUUGCCAAAGCAGAGCUUCUGAAACACCAAGAUAGAGAUGUGAAUGUCCUGGUUGCAAAUUGCAUUUGUGAGAUUACCCGUAUCACAGCUCCGGAAGCUCCUUACAGUGAUGAUGUUUUAAAGGACAUUUUUCAGUUGAUUGUGGGUACAUUUAGUAGGUUGGGCGAUGUCAAUGAUCCGUCAUUUGGUAGGAUGGUCGUUAUCUUGGAAACACUUGCAAAAUAUAGGUCAUGUGUUGUCAUGUUGGACCUUGAAUGUGAUGAUCUAGUGAAUGAAAUGUUCAGUACAUUCUUUUCUGUUGCAAGUGAUGAUCAUCCAGAGAGUGUUCUCACAUCAAUGCAGACAAUCAUGGUCUUUCUUUUAGAUGAGAGUGAGGAUAUCCAGGAGCAGCUGUUACUAAUUUUGUUGUCUGCUUUAGACUGGGAAAAAAAUGGUUCUUCUAUGGCUGCACGGAGGCUUGCUAUGCAUGUUAUACAACACUGUACAGGAAAGCUUGAACCUUGCAUCAAGCAGCUUAUUGUAUCAUCAAUGUCAGGGGAUAACAGCUCUUUGAAGAGCCAACUGAACUAUCAUAAAGUCAUUCGUGAUAUAUAUCAAUGUGCUCCUCAGAUCCUUGGCAAAAUUGUUCCAUACCUUAGAGGAGAACUAUUGACAGAUCAAUUAGAUAUGCGGCUGAAAGCGGUGAAGUUCCUUGGAGACCUAUUUGCUUUACCUGGCCAUGCCAUCUCUGAAACAUUUCAGCCACUCUUCUCUGAGUUUCUGAACCAGCUAUCUGAUAGAGAAGUGGAAGUUCGUGUUGCUGCUGCUGAGAAUGUAAAAAAUUGUCUGCUGUUGAAUCCUUCCAGAACCGAAGCUCCAGAGAUCAUAACUGCCCUCUGCAAGCAGCUUCAUGACUGUGAUGAAAAUGUUCGGAAACUAGUUGUCUCUGCAGUUUUUGAUGUAGCAUGUCUCGAGUUGAAAUCAAUUCCAGCUGAGACUAUUCAACUUGUUGCUGAGUGCCUUCGAGACAAAUCUAUUAGUGUUAAAAAAUAUACUAUGGAGAGGCUAGCAGAGCUAUACAGGCAUUAUUGCUCAAAGUAUUCUGGGGGUUCAGUUAGUGCUGAUGAAUUCAAGUGGAUGCCUGGGAGGAUAUUAAGAUGUAUCUACGACAGAGAUUUCAGAUCCGAGGCAAUUGAAGUUAUUCUAUGUGGUUCUCUACCCGUUGCCGAGUUCUAUAUCAAAGAUAAAGUAAAAUAUUGGAUAACAAUUUUCUCAGGGUUCGAAAAAGUUGACAUGAAAGCUCUUGAGAAGCUUCUUGCGCAGAAGCAAAGGUUACAGCAAGAAAUGCAGAAGUAUCUGUCUAUUAGACAGACAAAUCAGGACAGUGAUGCUCCUGAGCUGCAAAAGAGAAUUGUGCUCUGCUUCCGGACCAUGUCUCAGUUGUUUGGCGAUCCUGGGAAGGCUGAGGAGAGUUUUCGGAUUCUUCAUCAAUUGAAAGAUGCAAAUAUUUGGAAGAUUUUAACAAAGCUACUUGAUCCUGACACUAGUUUCCAGCAAGCUUAUACUGCUAGGGAUGAGUUGCUUAAGAUCCUGGUUGAGAAACACCCACUUCAUGAUUUUCUGGGAACACUGUCAAUCAAGUGCUCUUACUUACUCUUCAACAAGGCGUAUGUGAGGGAAAUUCUUUUGGAGGUUGAUGCAUACAAAUCUGCAGGAAAUACAGAACUCGUUCAAUCAUGCAUGAAUCUACUGGUGGUUCUUGCAUCAUUCUGUCCAUUGUUUCUGGCUGGGUCUGAGGAGAACCUCCUUAAUCUUCUACUUAAAGAGGACAAUGAGAUAAUUAAAGAGGGUAUUGUGCAUGUUCUGGCAAGGGCUGGUGGAAACAUUCGAGAACAACUUUCAAUGACCUCUAGUUCAGUAGAACUUCUAUUAGAGAGGCUAUGUUUAGAAGGUAGCCGGAAGCAAGCCAAGUAUUCUGUACAGGCUUUAGCAGCGAUAAUGAAAGAUGAUGGGCUCAAGUCUCUUUCAGUUCUAUACAAGAAGCUUGUGGACAUGCUGGAGAAAAAAACACAUAUGCCUGCUGUACUACAAUCUCUGGGAUGCAUAGCGCAAGCUGCAUUGCCAGUUUUUGAAACCAGAGAGGAUGAAAUUGUGGAUUUUAUAAUGGGAAACAUUCUUCAGUGCAGUAAUGAGGAAGAUAACACUAAAGCCUAUUGGGAAGAACAAAGUGAACUAUGUUUCUUGAAGAUAUUUGGCAUUAAAGCUUUGGUGAAGAGCUACUUACCUGCAAAAGACGCUCAUCUGCGUCUGGGAAUAGAAAAGCUGUUUGGAAUCCUAAAGAAUUUAUCUUCUUUUGGGGAGAUUUCGAAGGAUAUAAAAUCAAGUACUGCAGAUAGGGCCCAUCUGAGGCUUGCUUCAGCAAAAGCAAUCCUACGCUUGUCGAAGUACUGGGAUCAUAAAAUUCCUGUUGAUAUCUUUCAUUUGACCUUAAGAACAUCACAGCAGGAGAUCCAUCCUGAAGCUAGGAAAAUAUUCCUCAGGAAAGUACACCAAUAUAUAAAGGAGCAGCGGCUGGAUGCAAAGUAUGCUUGUGCUUUCUUAUUCAACAUAACAGGAUCUUGUCCAGCUGAGCUUAAAGAGGGCAGAGACUACCUAAUUGAAGUUGUUCAAAUGUGUAACCAAGAAAAGGCAUGUCAGCUAUCUGGGCCACAUGAUGCAAACUCACCUGUGGCGUAUCCAGAAUAUAUUCUUGCAUAUCUGGUCCAUGCUCUAGCACAUCAUUCUUCAUUUCCUAAUAUUGACGACUGCAAGGAUGUUCAAGCAUUUGAACCAGUCUACCAGCAAUUACAUAUGUUUCUUUCUGUGCUGAUGCCUGGACACAAAGAUGGGCAAUCGGGGGCUAAUUUCAACAAAGAGAGUGUUUUUGUAAUAAUGUCCAUCUUCCAGAGUAUCAAGUAUUCUGAAGAUAUCGUUGAUGUAAUGAAGUUGAAGAACUCACAUGCAAUAUGCGACCUUGGGAUGUCAAUCGUCAAGCGUUUAGUUCGUAACCAGGCAGACUUUUCUGAGUCAACUACAUCAGCUCCGCUACCUCCAUCACUGUACAGAUCACUUAAGAAGAAUGAAAGUGACAACCCUGAGGCCAACAGAGAGCAGUCGUGGUUGGCUGGUUACAGCGUCUUGGCUCAUUUUGAAUCACUUUACUGUGAGAAUGAGCAACCGAUUCAUUCAGACAAUCCCGAUGAUAAGAACAUUGAAGAGGCUGUAGAAGAUGGUGAUGAAGUUGAGACCCAAGUGCCUUUGCGGAAGGUGAUGAAACAUCUGAAAUCUCGGGGUACCAAGAAAAAGAAACCAGCGAAAAACCCUCCAUUGGAUGAAAGAAAUAACCCUGAAAAUGAUGUCGAUAUUUUGGGAAUGGUGAGAGAAAUAAAUCUGGAUAAUCUGGAAAGGGCCAAUGAUAUGGAAUUUGGCAGGUUAGCCAAUGAUAAUGAACAUUUUGUAAGAGAAGAAACCGCUUAUCAAAAAAUUAGUACGAAAGUUCCUGUAUUUGUCAAAAGGAAAAAGAGAAGCAGCAGGGAAAAAUCUAUACCAGUUCCAAAGAGCAAGAGACCACCUUUUGGUCAGGACAUUCAUGCAUGGUCUUUCUCAAAGAAGUCAGCAGAGGGCCUGAGAAAAGAUGCUGUGGAAAGUUUGCAUAGAGCUGAAAUUUCCACCUUGCAAUCCAUUGAAAAACCUUCUAAGGCCAAAGAAAUGGCAGAACUCACCAAACCAGACUUGAUGUUAUCAUGCUCCCCAAUGAUUAAAAACUCUUCAGGACAUAAAAAGAAACACGCGGAGUCUAAUGACUUGGCAAAUCCUUCUGUUGCAGCUCUCAACCAUGAGCCAAAGAAGUCCUCUCCACUAGUAGAGCUUGAUGAGAAGAAUUCAAUCGAUAAUCCCAAAAUAUCCCUGGUGUCUGGCAAAAAGCGUAAAAGAAGUAUUGGACUGGAAAAGUGUUCAUCUGAGAGUGCUGAAAAACACAAGGAAUUGAUUGGGUGCAGAGUAAAAAUUUGGUGGCCAUUGGAUAAGAAGUUUUAUGAAGGCAUGGUUCAAUCUUAUGACCCGACAAAGAAUAAACAUGUGAUAUUGUACGAUGACGGAGAUGUGGAAGUUCUCCAGUUAGCUAAGGAGCGGUGGGAGGUUGUCAGUAAUGGUUAUACGCCUAGGAAGCAACAAAAAUCACCAAGCAUUUCUCCAUCUCAAGUGACAUCACCAGAACAGAAAAAGGGUAAAAGGCCACAAGGCAGCUCAAGACAAAAUAAGAAUUCCAUUAAGAAAUUCAGAAGGAAAACUCCAAAGAAAAGUAAAGAGCACAUCCAUGUUGGAAUAUCAGAAAGCAACAUUGAUGCUGAUUCCAGUGACACUGAGAGCAGAGAUGCCUCUCACUCAUCAAAUUUCCACACUCAAACUGUUCCCAAAGUUGAUGAUGAUAACUUAGGGUGCAUUCUUCUUGUUCUUGUUCUAGUGGAUUUUCUACUAGGAGGGUGUAGUCUUCCACAGUCCCAUCUGUCCCUAAUUUCAGAGAAUUCUGAACAGAAACAAGCAUCCCACUCGGAAGGCACAGAGAAGUCAGAAGACCCAAAAGACCUAAAAGAAUCAGAUGAAGAAGAGAAAUCAGAUUCUCCCAAUGCAGGGCCCGGUGGGGAUUCCGAGGACGAGCCCCUUAGCAUGUGGAAGCUACGGGCAGUAAAAGUAGCCUAAAGCCUGAGGUUGGCCUUCUCUUUGAGGACCCAUGGAUGGAUUUCAGCCAUGUGGUACGGUCUAGUUGGGCUUUUCAAUAUGAUUGCUGAUGGUAAGUGAUGAAUGUUGAUGCUCACACAGAUGGUAGUAAAUGAUAGUGCCACAAUUGCCAGGAUAGGGAAGCGGGUCAUUGUGUACCAUGUAACAUAGUUGUUUAACAAACCAUCUGCAUGUUGCCAUAUCUCCAGUAGAAAUAAAAAGUUCAGAGUGCUUUUCUCCCUCUUGCGCCUUUUGCGAGAGUUCAAAGGCGCCCACUGACAUGUUGCUUCAGAAAAUACAAUGAGAUUUGAGAGGAAAGGAGCUAGUAGAGAAGGUAGAUGAUUCCAUUUAUGAACCAUACAAACUCUGGUGCAUGACCUAUCCCAUCCCUCCAGUUGGUGCACAUGCCAUUGAUCGAUGGGUUGUAUGAUGUAAAGUUGCUGUCAGAUUGACAUCUUACCCUUACAGCAGUUGGUCUUUAGAAAAGGCCUUGGACCUAAGUGUUGAGGUCUUUUCAAUGGUUUGAUUUUUGGGCUGCAUGCCAUGGAACAGUCAGUAGAUUUAUUGAUGGUCCAUAUCAAUGUGUAUGUGGUUGUAUUGUAGAAAUAGUUUAUAUACUUGACUUCAGAUGUGUAGUUUAUGCAUUAUAAUUAGUACAACGGAUCCUCCUCUUUUUUUUUUUU
Magnolia sinica is the source of this 5725-nucleotide messenger RNA. RefSeq names its product sister chromatid cohesion protein PDS5 homolog A-like. The coding region runs from base 120 to 5024 and encodes 1634 amino acids. Lineage: Eukaryota; Viridiplantae; Streptophyta; Magnoliopsida; Magnoliales; Magnoliaceae. The record is from RefSeq and is a predicted model, not a curated record. Gene Ontology annotation, cellular component: nucleus; chromatin. The transcript has 34 exons. Gene Ontology annotation, biological process: mitotic sister chromatid cohesion; DNA repair.